AUGAUCAACUACCGGUUAAUUUCUGUGUUAGAAAAAGAGAAAAGGAUCAGCGACUACCAAGCAGGGUUUAGAAGAGGUUAUUCUACUAUAGACCAUCUAACAUAUCUAGAUGAAAUAAUAAACAAAGCGUUCACGGAAACACAACACACAUUUGUUGUAUUCUUCGACUUGCAAAAAGCGUUCGAUACAGUAUGGAAACAUUAUAUUAUGAAAACAUUAAAAGCAUGGGGACUCAAAGGUUCAGUGUUCAGCACAACCUUAUUUCUUAUUGCAAUUAACGGAAUAGCUGAUGAAGUUUCUCGAACUAGCAAGACUAUGUUAUACGUGGAUGACUUGGCAAUAGCAGUUAAUGGUACCGACAAUAUUAAAAUGGAAAACAUACUACAGAGGGACAUCAAUAAAGUAGUAUUAGAGGCAGAAAAACGGGGACUUAGGUUCUCUACUCAAAAAACCGUCUGCAUGCAUUUUUGCAGAUUGCGAAGAAGACAUGGUGAACCCACGCUAAUGCUUAAGAACUGCGCUAUACCGGUUGUGUCAGAACAUAAAUUCCUUGGCCUAGUAUUUGACAGGAAGCUUACGUGGAAGUCACAUAUAGAAAAACUUGUCGGAUCAUGUAAAACUACACUAAACCGAAUUAAAGCCUUAUGUAAUUAUAGAUGGGGUGCAGAUCAGGACUCGCUGCGUAAACUAAUCAAUGCAUACAUUAGGAGUAAACUCGAGUACGGGAGUACUAUAUACGGUCAUGCCGCAAAUGCACAUACAAGAAAAGUGCAAGUAGUAUGGAACCAAGCAUUAUUAUUAGUUACAGGGGCCUACAGAACAUCGCCUAUCGAAACACUAAACGUAGCCGCGAACUAUACACCCUUUCAAUUAAGAUCAAUGGAGAACAAUCUAAAGUUUGGUGUGAAACUACUCAAUAAAAAAGAUCACUCCCUUCGACAAAUGUUGGAGAAGCCACAGCUCCUAGAUAAAUACCAACAAAGGCACACUAAAACAAUACCGGCGAUAAUCAACAUUCAUAAACUACUUCACAAUGAAAACCUAAUGGUGGGUAUGUGGAAAUGUAACACAAGUAUGUACGACUGGGAAAUCCAACCCGCCAUACUAAAUUACAUUAGAGCGACACACCGUGGAAAUAUUCAAGAGACUUUUGAAAGAUACAAAAUAAGGCACAUGGAAUAUAAUUUUAUAUAUACGACGAUUUGGCAUAGUCUAACUAGUGUUUGGUGUGCAAACUACGCUAAUGAAGAAGUGAAAAAAUGGCAACUACCAAACGAAUGCUCAAAACUGACUGCCAGCCUAAUAAGUAUUCUUAAGGCACUAGAAACUUGUGAAGAGGAUGCUAAAGGAAAAUAUAUUAUAUGCUCUACCUAUGAAAGCGGAAUAAAACAGCUAUCCCAAACUUUACCAACUAACGCACUUGUUCUUGCUAUACUAGAAAAGAUAACGAACCUGAAAAAUAAAGAUAUUAGAAUAAAGAUGCUGUACACGCCAAUGCAACUAAACACAUAUGAAAUGAAGGCGGUAGAACAACCUAUCCAAGCUACUUCAAAGCAAAAUAAUAAACUAGGAACAAUCGAAAAAAUAUACUUAAUAGACGAUGUAAUAGCUAGUAUAAAGCGUAAAAUCAAAGCUAAAUGGCAAAACCUAUGGGAAGAUAGCAACAGCCAAAUGAAAGAAAUAGUUCCAGAUGUGACCAACAUCCCUAGAAACGAGCACUUGCGUAAAAGAGAUAAAAUUAUUUGGACAAGACUAGCAAUUGGACAUACGAGAAUAACACACUCACACUUAUUAUUAGGAAGGAAUCGUCCUCGGUGCCCACAAUGUGGUGAGAUAUUAAGUGUACGACAUGUCCUACAAGAAUGUCAAGCUCUGCAAACGUAUAGACAGGACUGUGACGUGGGUGGUGGACUCGACGAGUUAGUAAAUAAAAGUACGUUUGAAAAAGUAAUUAAAUACCUAGAGACAAUAAACAUUGCACGAGAAAUCUGA
This is a messenger RNA of Photinus pyralis (common eastern firefly), 1992 nucleotides long. RefSeq lists its product as uncharacterized. NCBI's taxonomy places the organism in Eukaryota, Metazoa, Arthropoda, Insecta, Coleoptera, Lampyridae. Bases 1 to 1992 code for a protein of 663 amino acids. The transcript has 2 exons. The record is from RefSeq and is a predicted model, not a curated record.